Messenger RNA from Pseudopodoces humilis (Tibetan ground-tit), 1980 nucleotides. RefSeq names its product ATP-dependent RNA helicase DDX19B. NCBI's taxonomy places the organism in Eukaryota, Metazoa, Chordata, Aves, Passeriformes, Paridae. Gene Ontology annotation, molecular function: RNA helicase activity; ATP binding; nucleic acid binding. The record is from RefSeq and is a predicted model, not a curated record.
GUGCCGUUGUCAAGGCAGAUGACAAUGUGGAGAAGACAGAGGAUGAGGAGAAGGGACAGCUGAUCUUGUAUCCUGCCCCAAGGACUUAAUUGUAAGACAUGUCCUUCCUCCAUAACACUUUUAAAGGCAUUGUGUCCUGUAAUAACUUGGGAGACUCCUGGAUUAGAGUGGAGAGAAAUAAGGGGAUAGCAGUAUCCUCAAGGCAGGACUGGAUACAGGAGCAGUUGGAUAACCUGGAGCUGGGAUUGCUGUAGCAACCAACAAGUUGCGUUUAUGCAGUGGCUGUUCAGAGAGGACAGAGCUGCCCAGUCCUUACUGAACAAGCUGAUCCGCAGUAACCUGGUUGACACCACAAAUCAGGUGGAGGUGCUGCAGAGGGAUCCCACAUCACCCCUCUACUCUGUCAAGUCUUUUGAGGAGCUGCGCCUGAAACCACAGCUCCUGCAAGGAGUCUAUGCCAUGGGCUUCAACAGACCAUCUAAGAUCCAAGAGAAUGCCCUGCCCAUGAUGCUUGCUGAACCCCCGCAGAACCUCAUCGCGCAGUCGCAGUCCGGUACUGGCAAGACAGCUGCCUUCGUCCUGGCCAUGCUCAGCAGGGUUGAGCCUGGGAACAAGUAUCCACAGUGUUUGUGCCUUUCCCCAACAUACGAGCUGGCACUUCAGACAGGAAAAGUGAUUGAACAGAUGGGAAACUUCUACCCAGAGCUGAAACUUGCAUACGCUGUCCGAGGCAACAAACUGGAGAGAGGGCAGAAGAUCUCAGAGCAGAUCGUAAUCGGCACGCCUGGCACCGUGCUGGACUGGUGUUCCAAACUGAAAUUCAUAGACCCCAAGAAGAUCAAGGUGUUCGUGUUGGAUGAGGCAGAUGUGAUGAUCGCCACCCAGGGCCACCAGGACCAGAGCAUCCGCAUUCAGAGAAUGCUCCCCAGGGACUGCCAGAUGCUCCUGUUUUCAGCCACUUUCGAGGAUUCUGUGUGGAAGUUUGCUCAAAAAGUUGUUCCUGACCCAAACAUUAUCAAACUGAAGCGUGAGGAGGAGACCCUGGACACCAUCAAGCAGUAUUAUGUUCUGUGCAACAACAGAGAUGAGAAGUUCCGGGCUCUGUGUAACAUCUACGGUGCCAUCACCAUUGCCCAGGCCAUGAUCUUCUGCCAUACUCGGAAGACGGCGGGGUGGCUGGCGGCAGAGCUGUCCAGGGAGGGCCAUCAGGUGGCCUUGCUCAGCGGGGAGAUGAUGGUGGAGCAGAGAGCUGCUGUGAUCGAGCGCUUCCGAGAGGGCAAGGAGAAGGUGCUGGUGACCACAAAUGUCUGUGCCAGAGGGAUCGAUGUAGAGCAGGUCUCUGUUGUUAUCAAUUUUGAUCUGCCUGUGGAUAAGGAUGGGAAUCCAGACAACGAGACCUACCUGCACCGGAUCGGCCGCACCGGCCGCUUCGGCAAGCGAGGGCUGGCCAUUAACAUGGUGGACAGCAAGCACAGCAUGAACAUUCUCAACAGAAUCCAGGAACAUUUCAACAAAAAGAUAAACAAAUUGGAUACUGACGACUUGGAUGAAAUUGAGAAGAUAAAUAACUGAAAUAGCUGCUGGAACUGGUGUGUGCCCUGCUGUGGAAGCUCUCCCACUACAAUUGGAUCAGCGUUUGGAUUGGCACAGCCUCUCAAAAAGACUCUUCAAGAUAUGAGUACACAAAAAUUACCUCAUUUUCAAAAUUGCAGUUGGACUUCAAAUUGUGCAACUAUGGGGAGGAAGAGGAAAUGUUUACAGAAGCUUUUAACAUUUCUUAGUUUAGCCUUAAAAUGGGAUGAUUGUUGGAAUUCUGAGAAAUACACUUGCCAAAAGAGAGGCAAUAGGGAAUUAUCUAAAAUUUGAAAAGGAAAAAAAAAAAACAUUAUUGCCUUUAAUUGGAAUAAUUUGCAGCAUUAACCUGAUCAGUUUAAAUUCAACAGCUGAAUAUAUAAUGGACAUAAGGAAAGGAAAAAAAAA